AUGGACUGUGUGUAUAACUCAGUGGGCCCCCUGUCGCCCUUCUUAUGGCCUGCGCCACAUGCCAACUUGGUGCCACCUGGUUAUUCACCAGGAACCGUGGCUGAUACAAUGCUUCACAUCAGUGACCUCACACUCAGUCUCGAUGUGCUCGCAAAAGCAUUGGAUCACUCAUAUCAUCCCGUUCUUUACGCGAUGGAGACUCAUCAGCUUCACACACGGGUACUUUACAAGCGUCAGUUUGAUUUGAUGCAGUAUGGAAUGGUGCUGGACGAGGUGGAACGGCUCGUUAUUGUCAGGAUGCCUGCGCUCUGUGGAGACUCCGGUAAGAAAGUUUCACAGGAAUAUGCCGCACUUUGUGAGGAUGAUCUCAACAGCGCUCCAUGUGCCCGCCAUCCCAUUCUUCCUGAGCAUUGUCUCAUAGUUUAUCAACUUCCUGCCAAAGGUGAUGGCAACGAUGCCGUGCCUACGCCGUUGUUCCGACUUGUGUUUCGAAACGAGUCCUUUAACGAGAGUAUGAAAAGAGAACUUGCAGAUAAGUUUCCGCUCUACCGGCUUCGUUCAGUAUACGUGUCACACAAGAUGUAUUACCCCCUCCGUCAUCAGGUACAAUUGUAUAAUGAAGCCUCAGCUGAGAGUGUGGAUUUACCCGACUUUGAUUUGGAAGAAUCCUUAGGGUUGAAACCACUCCGCCAACUUCUCACAGCAUGGAUGAUGGUUUUGGAAGGAAUUGCACCUUCGUGGUUGGUGGACAAGGGUGUUGGACCCGAUGUUGUUACUCUUUUUCUUGCCCACCACAGGCCAGAGGGAAAGUAUGAUGUAAAAGAGGUGUUACAGGCGUACGACCAACUUCCUGUAGAAAAUCGCGUUCGAUGUUCCUAUUACUUAACAGCAAAGCGUAUGGAACAGCGCAUCAAAGUGAUGCCGCGUUUCCCCAACAUGAUAAACACGUGGAGGAAAGGUUCCUACGAUGUGGAGUACUUCAGCGAAGUUGCUUCCGGGACCGAGCCAACGAAAUGUUUGGCGCCCUGUUUCCGGAUGUUGCUUUGUAACAGGAAACCGGGAAGAAACUAUGUUGAGGAUGAUGAGGUUGCCGCAUUCAUACCAACAGAUGCAGAAUGCGAACCACUGCAGGUCUACAACACACUGGCGGCGGAACGAUUACGCUUAUGGGUUCUCAAAGGUCUUCUCACGGCCGAGCUGCAUGGUAUACACAACCUUAUGAUUGAAUUUGAUGUCGCCAUGGUGGUUUCCGAAUGUGUGGGUCUCCUUUGGGGCGGGGAUGAGGAACAACGCCGGCGGGAGGUUAUAUUUCAUGUAUGUAAAAUUAUUGUAGAAACCGUAGAAGAUUAUGUGCAGCACAGCGGUGUUAUCUGGUGUGCUACCAUUGUCACGUCCGAUGAAGAAUCCAUCCGGUCUGCAGAACUCUGCAAGGAUAUUUUGGAGGUCACGCAGAUAGCAAAGGCCCGUGUCGAGAUUGAAGAGGGACUGCGGGUCGCUUCAAGUGGGAAGGAAGAUACUGAAGAGGCCCCAUCCGCAUCCUCAGAAACAGGUGUUAGCACGCCAGGUGACGAAAAGGAGGCCCACGAACAAGUGGAUGAAGUUGCGGCGGAUCCGGUUGAUAACCUGUUGUACAUCCCAGGAACAUUUCAGACUAUAACUAAUUGUCAGAUAGGAGUUGUUCCUUGCAGGCAACCAUUCAUCACUGCUUCAAAGAUUUCAGAAGAUGUGAGAGAUCGUGCAAUGCGUUGUGGUGUGCGUCUCAGUGAUGCCGAACUGUAUCCUAUCUUCCUUGCCCUUUCUGGUGGAGAAGAGACGGUUCCCAUAAGUAAAGUGGUGGGCCUCAUUUUGGAAAAGCAGGAGGAGGCAACCAAUACUGGUGGCAGGAGGGCGAGAGGAAGUUGCAGUAUGUUGUGGCCUCAUGAUCAUCCGAUAUGUGCACUUGACUUCUGUGGUGUGCCAUGGGAUGUGGUGAGUGUUACAAACUUCGUAAAGGGGUUCCAGAGGCGCCCAUACCGUGCAUGGGGGACAAAAGAUUACAGAGCGUCACUCAUGAUGUCUGGCCGAUGUGAAGAGUCGGACACACUGAAUUAUGUGGAAUUCUCAAUCAUGAUGCUUGCAUUAGCUCGCCAGUAA
Trypanosoma brucei brucei TREU927 is the source of this 2133-nucleotide messenger RNA. RefSeq lists its product as hypothetical. The coding region runs from base 1 to 2133 and encodes 710 amino acids. NCBI's taxonomy places the organism in Eukaryota, Euglenozoa, Kinetoplastea, Trypanosomatida, Trypanosomatidae. The transcript has a single exon. The record is from RefSeq and is a predicted model, not a curated record.